This is a messenger RNA of Impatiens glandulifera, 1631 nucleotides long. Its product is annotated as VQ motif-containing protein 9-like. The transcript has 2 exons. NCBI's taxonomy places the organism in Eukaryota, Viridiplantae, Streptophyta, Magnoliopsida, Ericales, Balsaminaceae. The coding region runs from base 46 to 867 and encodes 273 amino acids. The record is from RefSeq and is a predicted model, not a curated record.
UUAUUAUUAUAUUAAGUAGAGAGAUUCUAGAGAGAGAAGUGAAAGAUGGAUAAAAGCUAUGAUACCAGCAGCAGCAGCAACACUCAUAACAAUGGCGGCAGCAAAGAUCAAUUGCUCAAAAAUCUCAAUAAGGCUUCUCACAAGAUCUCCAAACCCACUAGAAAGAACGCAGCUUUCGACAAUCAUCAGCAGCAGAUGCGACCUCCGCCGCCUCUACCGCCGCCGCAACAUCAGCCGCCUGUUUAUAACAUAAACAUGAGUGAUUUUCGUGAUGUUGUUCAGAAGCUCACUGGCUCCCAGUCCCACCUAGCCCACGACAGUUUCUUGUCUCCACCGCCGAUUCAGCCGCCUAAACAACCCAGUUCCCGUCUUCAACGGAUCCGCCCUCCACCUCUCCCACAGAUUACCAAUCGCCCGUCUACUCUUAUCCUGCCGCCUCAUCCACAGCCAAUCGGAGGGGGGUUUCUAACUAAUUUCAGACCACCACCACCUUCAGUGGCGCCUUUGUCGCCUCUUCCACCGUUUCCUCCUGUCUACACGGCGGCUGAAUCACCCAUCUCCGCCUAUAUCCGUUGUUUCCUUCAAGAUUCAGUUUCUAAUCAACAGGGAACAUCGGCUCUAGAGCCAUUGAUUUCCCCAAAGUGGAAUACUAAUACUACUACUAUUACUACUACUGAUAAUGUCGGUUCUGAUCCUCCUCUGCCAAAUGUAUCUGCUCCUCCUCCGAUGCCAUCGCAGCCGCCGUCGUCAAUGUUCAUUCCUCCAUUCUCUCCGCUUCCAUUCGGCUGCCUAUCGCCUAUGUCUCCAUACACUGUAUAUUCACCUGGACAACUGGGUUUUCCUCAGUUCCCUCCUUCAUUCACCUAGACAAACUGUCUGUCUUUGAGAUAUGAACUUGUUCACCAUAAGAUCACUGCGGGAGAGAAGAAGAAAAAGGAAUUUGUGCAACCAGAAGUGGAGACAAUGGUAGGUUCCACAAAUGUCUGAACCAGAACCACAUUGGUGCAAUGUGUCUCCACACAUUCCCCUACCUUAAAAUGAGCAAAGUCUAACGUGACGGUGCUCAUCAAAUGUCUCCCCCUAUAAUGAGUCUGCACCUUGCCUAUUUUGCAGCUUCUCAUAUUUCAGUUACACUGCCCGAGUGAUCGCUAGCAUGAAGCAUCAUCUCAAUCACUCAAAGUAGUUCUAACCAUAUGAUCUACGACCCCUCAAAAAAUUCUUUCAGAACGAAGUUGUCCACCAAACUUCAAGGGAGUUGCAAUUUUUUCUUUUCUUGAUGGAGCGGCAUCAUCAGAAGUCACAUGGCCGUCCAAAAUUUCUUACCGACAACAAUUCCUACUUCUACGUCCGCUAACAAACCUCCUUUCCGGGUUGGAUCUCGACCUCCACGGGGAGAAAGCUACAAAAGAUAAGAGGCAUCAGAGGCUUGAUUUCCAUGAUAACAUGUGGCCUCCAUUCCCCAUAACUUGCAUACGAUUAUUGUAUGUGAUAGAUUCUUUCUUCCAACCUUCACUAAAGUGCUCGACUCCUUUUUUGUAUGUCUUCCCACAACUCCUUCUCUGAUCUUACCUUGUCUUUUGUUGUUGUUAUAAUCUUACCUUAUCUUGAAAGCAUCUUAAAUUUCACUCUUC